GGAGUUGAAAAAAAGUAAGAAAAAAGACAAGGGUGGCUAAUUAGUUGGGUCCUGUGUCUCAGUCAGUCCUUUUCCUUCCUUCCUUCCUCCUUCCCACCUUUCUCUCUCUCUGACCGUUUCAUUCCCACUUUCAGCUUCCUUUCAUUCGACGUCGUCGUUUCAUUCCGUUACGACUUUUCCCCAAAUCUGAAUGAAAUGCAUGCUCCUAAAUCCACCACCGCAUCUUCUGAAUCCAAACCUGCUUCAGAUCACGUCGUCGAGCUCAUUGUCCGCGACGCAUCACAACCACAACCACAACCACCACCACCACAACCACAAUCUUCUUCCGACGAGUCUCGUGAUAAUGCUAAAGACCAAAUUGCCCCUCUCCUCUCCCGCACUGAUAGACCAAAGAUCAACAUCUUCACCGCUUCUUAUCCUCGAAGAAAGCCUAGAGAUGAAGUAACAAGAUUACUCGAGUCUGAGACAUCUCCUUUUACUCAGAUUAUAUUGUGGAUAUGGAAUGGGUCCAGAUACUCUGGUUUACUUUGCAUGGCCUUAUCAUCCCUCAUUUACUUUCUUAUGGGAGUUCUUUCCGAUAUUUUUUCUGUUCAGGCAAUUCCUUUGUUUGAGACUGCUUUUACAAGAUGUACAAUUGUCUUGAUACUGUCAUAUUUUUGGUUGAGAAGGAGCGAACAACCACUGUUUGGAACAUCCAAUGUUAGAAUCAUUUUACUUUUAAGGGCCAUUGCAGGCUGUAUAUCAAUGUCUAGUUUUGUAUAUUGCUUUCAGAAGUUGCCUCUUGUUCAGGCUAUUGUGUUGAAUUCAACAACUCCAGUUAUGGCAUCAAUAAUGGCACGAUUCUUUUUGCGUGAGAAAUUGAAAAUUGCAGAUAUUGCAACUCUUGCUUGUAGUUUCUUUGGCGUGCUCUUUUUCUUCCGAGAAAUGCUGGCCACGCAAGGACAGUUAGCCAAAGUUGAGGAAGCAAACAAUGCAAAUGCUAAGCCAAGUCAUCAUAUAUUUGCAAUCCUAGUGGGCAUAUUUUCAUCAAUAAUUGGUGGAACCAGUUACUGCCUUAUUAAGGCUGGAGCUAAAGCAUCGGACCAGCCACUAUUGACUGUCUUUUCAUUUGGCAUACUGGCUAGUCCUGCUAUGGGAAUAUGUACAUAUAUCUUCGAGGAUUUUGUGCUACCGAGAGUUCAGUCAAUUAUACUUAUGGUUGUACUUGGUAUUCUGGCCUUCUUUGCUGAGGUAUUGUUAGCACGGGGACUACAACUUGAGAGGAUGGGUAAAGUUAUCAACAUCCAGUACAUGGAGGCAGCACUAACCCAGUUUUGGAGCCUUGCUUUGGCAUUUCUGACUCCAGCUUUUGAUCACCUCAUUGGGAUUUUACUUAUUGUUAUAUCUGUAUCUUGUACCAUGUACAUAGGACCUGACAAGGAGAUGGAUGAUAUGAAUUGAGAUUUAACUCAUGUAUUUGUGUUGUUGGGUUUGCAUCUAAUAUGAUGUGAUUCAUUUGUUAUA
Trifolium pratense (red clover) is the source of this 1503-nucleotide messenger RNA. RefSeq lists its product as uncharacterized. The coding region runs from base 196 to 1440 and encodes 414 amino acids. Gene Ontology annotation, cellular component: membrane. Lineage: Eukaryota; Viridiplantae; Streptophyta; Magnoliopsida; Fabales; Fabaceae. The transcript has 10 exons. The record is from RefSeq and is a predicted model, not a curated record.